This is a messenger RNA of Trypanosoma cruzi, 1024 nucleotides long. RefSeq lists its product as uncharacterized. The transcript has a single exon. Gene Ontology annotation, molecular function: flavin-dependent sulfhydryl oxidase activity; protein disulfide isomerase activity. The annotation marks the transcript as partial. Gene Ontology annotation, cellular component: Golgi membrane. The record is from RefSeq and is a predicted model, not a curated record. Lineage: Eukaryota; Euglenozoa; Kinetoplastea; Trypanosomatida; Trypanosomatidae. Gene Ontology annotation, biological process: protein folding.
GCUUGAGGUACAAGGAAUUAUCAAGGAAAAUAUGCAUGUUGAUGGGUCCAUGAUGCAGCGUUGUGUGGGAAUGCGCCGCUCAUUGCAGGCUGAAAAGAGGGCGCGGAGGGGCGGAGAGUCGUCCUCAACAGACCCAUUUGUUGAGACGAGGCAACUCUACGCCACAGAUAUCGCUGGCGCGUUUUUUCUCACAAUGUGGAACGAGGUAUCGCUUGUGGGCCUUGACUCCGCGGGGCCUCUGGGGGCAGUGAAAUGCUUUCUGCGUAUUGUCGAAGCCGCCCUCCCCGGACUUGGGGCUGACGCAUUGCUGGAGGCGGUGGCGGAAAUUGAGAACGGGACGCGCUUCUCCGUUGAGAGCUGGCAGGAAGCCGUCCUUGCCGCCCGCAUCCCAUAUUAUGGAGCUCCAAAUGAGGUGCAGUGGCGCACUUGCAAGGGCUCGUCCCCAAGCUAUCGCGGCUUUCCGUGUGGGAUGUGGCUUCUCUACCAUUCAAUCACGGUCAACGUCGAUGCCGGUGGUGACACCAACCCGUUGGAAGCGAUUCAAGAAUAUGUGCGCUAUUUCUUUUCGUGUGAGGAAUGCCGCCAGCACUUUUUGGAGUUUAAUUUCACUCGGGAUGAGGACCCCGUUUUACAGCUUUGGCGAGCCCAUAACAGCGUGAACGCGCGACUUGCGCCAGUUAAGGAGGGGGCCGAUCCGUUCGUGCCCAAGCGGCAGUUCCCAGACGCGGAAAUAUGCGGCAAUUGCCGGAAUUCACUGGGUGCUUUUGACGAGUCUGAGGUGGCAGUGUUUCUCCGUAAAUGGUAUGAGUGGGACCCCAGCGCAUUUUCAACGAGUACUGAUGAGAGCGGCAACUCUUCGUACUUUUUCCGGCCGGGGAGGCCCAUGCCAUUAUACAAGGAUCCAAAGCAGCGGCACAGAGAUAAAGUGCGGCGCAGCCUUUUGCCGCUGUACGUGUUUCUUGCUGUGUUCGUAACUGUUGCUGUUUUAAAUGCCGGUAUUUUCGCACUCGUCGAAGGAGCGUGA